This is a messenger RNA of Anopheles marshallii, 3795 nucleotides long. It is a transcript of the gene NSD, whose product is annotated as nuclear receptor binding SET domain protein. Gene Ontology annotation, cellular component: chromatin; nucleus. Gene Ontology annotation, molecular function: protein binding; histone H3K36 methyltransferase activity. NCBI's taxonomy places the organism in Eukaryota, Metazoa, Arthropoda, Insecta, Diptera, Culicidae. The record is from RefSeq and is a predicted model, not a curated record. The coding region runs from base 13 to 3795 and encodes 1260 amino acids. The transcript is spliced from 4 exons. Gene Ontology annotation, biological process: regulation of DNA-templated transcription.
AAACGUCAGAAGAUGCCGAGCAGGACGCGUCCUCGUGAAAGAACCUCCAAAGUGAAGAACCUCCCAAGUAAACCAAAAAGAAUUGGUAAGAAAAGAACGAUGACAAAAUUAAAACAGGACAGUGCCGAGCCACCACUGCCGAACGGACUGGAAACAAUACAAUUCAAAGAUGCUGCCAAUUUCACAGAAAAUAUGUCAGAAAAGGAAAAUGUUCUGUCCGUAAAUAUGCGACAUGAAUCUACUGAUGAAAACAGCAACAACGUUACACGAUCGCGAGGGCGAUAUUUACUGAAACAGCUAUCUAGUUCUUUGAGUCCAAAAAUGACUGAAAUCAACACGGAUGCUGACCAUCGCGUUAGUCGCUAUGGACGGCAUCAGAAGCAAAAAGACAAUUCAGAUUACGUACCGGUAGAUCUAACGAAAUAUGUUGGCAAUUCGCCAUUUAAGGUUAAACAGAAGAUGGAGAACGCUGAACCUAAUGGCCCAUUGCUGAUAAAAGCAGUACAAACGCCGACGAAAGAUGAUACCCCAGUGUUGAUGGCGCCCGAGGUGCAAAAUAGAGAUACGAAAUUACUCACUAUGGAAGAAAUUAAAAUUGUUAGCACGGAUGAGAGCAGUGUAGACAUAAGCACUGACAAUAACACUUUUACCCAUAAUUUGAUUGUUCGUAAACAAUCUUCGGAUGCCGACAGUGCUAAGGGAUCGUCAAUCGAUCUAGGUAAUGGUUACUGUACGGGUACGAUUUACUGGGGCGCUCAGUCAAAGAAGACUAUCCACUGGCCCUGCAUUGUACGGGUAGAUCCAGAAUCCGAGCGAAUAACUCGAAUGCAUGGUGAAAAAAUGAUGGAAGUACAUGUGUCUUUCUUUGGUGAUAAAGGUCGCCGUGGCUGGAUUAAGGAACAUUGUUUGGUGCCAUUUGAAGGCGUGAAUAAUUAUUGCACCGAGGCAAGAAAUCUACAUUACGGAAAGCACGUGAAGCAAGCCUUAAGGACAAACAUGUCGAAGAGGUGGAAAAUUGCCUGUGAUUUAGCGGAACAAUACUUUGCAUUACCGGUUGAAGAACGCAUUAAGAAAUAUGAUGAUGAAGUGAAGUUGGAAUUGAUAAGCUUAAAAAUAUCACGAUAUCGUAUGGUAGCGCAUGCGAGCUUAAUCACUCAGCAGGCUAUUUCGCAGACGACAGAAACAGUGCAUUCAGACAACCAGACAGCGUUAUUGAACAGUCAGAUGGCAUCUAUCAAGAGAGAACGUUCUACCUCACCUGAGAGUCCUGCAUACGAAGCUUUACCGAGCCUUUCCUCUCCAGAAAAUUAUAAUCCUGUGAAGAAAAUGAAAUGCUCUACACCUUCAAAGUCAUCCAGCCACUAUAGCAGCAAAAUCGAUCGUUACUUGCAAUCAAUAGACAAUGAGGAAUUAAAUACCGGCGAAAUCUCAGAUAAUAGGCUGAUGGAAAUGACACCCCCAUUGGGUGAAUCGAACAUCGAAUAUGAAGAUGUACUGAAAUUCAUCCGGCACUAUGUGUUCGAUGGUCGCACGAAUCAAGAGAUAGAAGAAAGUCUACAGUUUCAUGUGAGGCAAAUUGUUCGAUUAAAAAAGGAAUCCCAUCGUGGCACAGAGCGCACUGCAAAUCGACAACGGAUACAAGCACUACUUAAAACUUUUGAAAAGUUAGGUCUCAAAUCGAUAUCAGCUAGCAGCAGCAAUGGUGAGAUUGCCGGAAUGAAAAAAUCAAGAAUUGACUUGCCAAGUAAAAAGGAUUCGCAUAGCUUGGAGGAAAAGUUUAUUUUUCAACUCGAUAAAAAUUACCUCAUGAAAGGCGUUCCGAAAGGAUUUGUGUGCUAUAUUUGCAACCGCCCUAACAACGUUACCAAAUGUAGCAAGUGUCUCCAGCAUGUUCAUUUACUCUGUCUGACCGAUGAUCCAAUGCAAGUGGCUGAGCUGCAAAAUCAAAUUGAUGAAAAACGGUUCAGCUGUGCCAUAUGUUGUUCUACGCCUAAAAUUGAACAGACAAAAUGUUUCAUAUGCAACGAUGGGAAUGAAGAAUCGAACAAGGAACAGAAAUUCCGUUGCACGGAUAGCAAAUGUGGGCGCGAGUAUCAUCUUUCCUGCUUGCGGUUGUUUCCGCACUAUCGUACAGUCAGUGCGAAAACAAUCAUUUGCCCUUACCAUGUUUGUCACACAUGCGUAUCGAGUGAUCCCCGUGGUAAAGCUUCAUUGGUGAAAACAGCACUGGCAAGCUGUAUCAAGUGUCCGGCUGCAUAUCAUCCGGAUGGUAGAUGCGUGCCCGCCGGAUCUGAAAUACUUACCACCAAACAGCUGGUCUGUCCUAAGCACAGUCUGGAACCGAUAGCGCUGAACGUGAACUGGUGCUUCAUGUGCUGCAAAGGAGGCGACUUAAUUUGCUGUGAAACAUGUCCGUUUGCAUGUCAUCCGAAGUGCCUUCCGUUCACGCCGCCGGACGGAAAGUAUUUCUGUGAGGAGUGUGAGUCGGGUAGACUGCCUCUGUAUAACGAGAUAGUUAUUGCUAAGCUGGGCAAUUUUCGUUGGUGGCCGGCAUUAACGGUGCCGCCUUCAGAAGUGCCCCAAAAAGUGCGGCAACUGCAACAGAAACAGUCGGAUAUUUGUGUAAAAUUUUUCAACACUCACAAUAUGGCUUGGCUUAAUCGAAAGCGAAUGUACCUGUACCAGGAUGAGGACUCGGAAAAUUUAGGUGUAGAAAGGCCUGGAUCAUCGUUGGAUAAAAAAUAUCGUUCAGCAAUGAUCGAAGCCAGUGUCAUUUUCAAAGUAUUACGAUCAACCAAACUGCCUGGUCCCUCAGCUGGCUUAAGCAAUUCUAAAAUCACUCCAAUGUACACGAAGAUAAAAAUGAACAGAUAUAUUGCCCCUUUGAAACCACCAUCUGUUCAUCGCCAGCUGGAUGGUGUUGAAGAUUCGGUGUGCCGGUGCCAACCUGACGACGAUGAUCCUUGCGGGCCUACUUCAGCGUGUUUAAACCGUGCAAUAUUUAUGGAGUGUAGUUCUAAAACAUGUCCGGCCAAAGAGCGCUGUUCAAAUCAACGAUUCACAAAGCGGAUGUAUCCCGGACUUGAAGUGCGCAAUUUUGCCAACAAAGGAUUCGGUCUAGUUGCGUUGGACAAUCUGCAAAAUGGACAAUUCGUCAUCGAAUAUGUUGGUGAAGUAAUUAAUACUGAGGAGUUCGACCGACGUGUUCAAACGAUGCAGACAGCGAAGGAAGAGAACUAUUAUUUCCUUACCGUCGAACCUGAUCUUACAAUUGAUGCCAGAGCGAAAGGAAAUGUAUCGCGUUUCAUAAAUCACUCUUGUGAACCGAAUUGCGAAACGCAAAAGUGGACGAUCGGCGAAACACGUGUCAUUGGGUUAUUCGCUAUUAAAGAUAUUAAAGCGGGUGAAGAACUGACUUUUAACUACAAUUUGGAGAGCUUGGGAAACAGCAAACGUGUAUGCUUGUGCGGUGCAGAGAGAUGUUCCGGUUAUAUUGGAGAAAAAUAUCGUCCACCAAAGAAGGAGGAAGUUGCAUUCAGGGGAAAAAUUGGAGAACGUGGUAAAGUCAGUAAGAAAAUGGCCAAGGUGCGCAAAACAAAAAAAGCACUAGUUUCUAAAACGAGCGUUAAAGAAGAUUUAACGAUUGUUAAAAUGCAGUCAUCAGAUAACGACGUGGUGCUAAUAGCUACGCCAGCAUCCACAAUAGUUGAUCUAGUUGAUGCGAGUGUCUCUAGCCCUACACUACCCGAUGAUGCAGUCGUUGUUAAGUCGGAAAGAGUGGAUGACAUUAUUUGA